This is a messenger RNA of Enterobius vermicularis (human pinworm), 228 nucleotides long. NCBI's taxonomy places the organism in Eukaryota, Metazoa, Nematoda, Chromadorea, Rhabditida, Oxyuridae. The record is from the annotation of a GenBank genome assembly.
AUGUUUAAUGAUCCACUUGUCGGUAGUUUGAUUGUUGGUGUUCGCUCUGCUUCUGCUACUUCUACUGGUGACCGUAAUGGUGGUGGGGUGGUUUUAAAAUUGGUAUUGAUGACUGUGGUAGUAGAAGAUCGUUACAACCUGAUGCUGUUAUUACUUUUACCGAUACCGAUGACGGUAACGUCGAUGACGGUGAUGAUGGUGAUAAUGGUGAUGACCUUUGUUGGUUGA